CCGUCACUUCCGCCCCCGCUUCCGCCCAGGGAAGAUGGCGGAGGAGCCGGAGGCUGUGCUGCCUCUUCCUCCGCUCGCUGCUGCUGGCGGCGAAGGACUCCCGGAGGGCUCCCCAGAAACAGCCACUCCGGAGCCCCCUUCUUCCGCUGCCGUCUCCCCGGGGACGGAAGAGCCUCCUGGCGACACCAAGAAGAAAAUUGACAUCCUGCUGAAGGCUGUGGGAGAUACCCCUAUUAUGAAAACCAAGAAAUGGGCUGUAGAGCGAACAAGAACCAUCCAAGGACUCAUUGAUUUCAUCAAAAAGUUCCUUAAGCUUAUGGCCUCAGAACAGUUGUUUAUUUAUGUGAACCAGUCCUUUGCUCCUUCCCCAGACCAAGAAGUUGGAACUCUGUAUGAGUGUUUCGGCAGUGAUGGCAAACUGGUCCUGCAUUACUGCAAGUCGCAGGCGUGGGGAUGAACCACAGCGGGAAACAGCUUACUACGUAAAGGGACUUCGCGCAGGGGAAUCGGCUCUGUGGCCUGCCCAGCAUGCCUCUCCUGGGACCCUAGUUUAAGCAUAAAAAGGGCCGUAGAUUGGGUGGACUCAGGAAGAUGUGACCAGGGUGAUGCACUGACCAUCCUAAAAGACUGACAAGAGUGUGCCCCUUGCUCCACCCAUCACGACUGUUGUGGCUUCUGAUCUGCCUUCAACGUAGAAAAGGAGAUUAAGAUGUUGCAAGGUUCUUCA
Lepus europaeus (European hare) is the source of this 727-nucleotide messenger RNA. RefSeq names its product autophagy related 12 (gene ATG12). The coding region runs from base 35 to 457 and encodes 140 amino acids. Gene Ontology annotation, cellular component: Atg12-Atg5-Atg16 complex; phagophore assembly site membrane; cytoplasm. Gene Ontology annotation, biological process: autophagy of mitochondrion; C-terminal protein lipidation; autophagosome assembly. NCBI's taxonomy places the organism in Eukaryota, Metazoa, Chordata, Mammalia, Lagomorpha, Leporidae. The record is from RefSeq and is a predicted model, not a curated record. The transcript is spliced from 4 exons.